UAAACAAUGAGGGAGCAGCAGAAGAGUUGCAGCUGGUCCUGCUGUGUCUGUUUCUGCCUUUUCGACACAUAAAUGAACUUAGAAGGAGGAAAAAUUAGGAGCAACUUAUUCAGGACGAUGUGACUUUACAUAAAUACGUUUUCUGUUCCCGUCCACUGCAGCGUUUUCCUUUGUCGUAAAUGUUAGCUAAGCUAAUCAAGCUAGCUAACAAGCUGCGGUGACUUUUCCUACACAGACUGAAGACCAGUGAGGAUAUUUAAAGUAUCCCGAUGGCUUCAACCUCUGCAGCUGGAAAAGCAGCAUGGCGUGAAGGUGAUAGAUGUCUGGCUCCAAACCCACGAGAUGGCACCCUGAGAGAAGCCACUAUCCAGAGACUGACCUCCACUUCUCAACAUAAUGACACAGCCUGGGUGAUAUUCACUGACCAUAAUCAAGAGGAGGAAAAACACAAGGAAACCAUACCUGUCUUGAAACUUCAGAGACCAGCUUUGAAUGAUUUCACCCAGGAGAAACCUGUGUUUCCCAGCAUUGUCACAGACCCCAGGGUGUGGGUCCCGCUACAGCUGAGUGAUGCUGAUGAGGAUCGAGUUCCAUACACUAUCAACAGAUACUUGAGGGAUUACCAGAGGGAAGGUAUCAGGUUCAUUUACAGCAACUACGUUCGUUCCAGAGGCUGUAUACUAGGUGAUGACAUGGGACUUGGUAAAACUGUGCAGGUCAUUGGUUUUCUUGCUGCUGUGUUGCACAAAACAGGCACAUGGGAGGACGUCAAGAACAACAGGCCCCAGUUUCUGCAGAGUCAGAUGCCCUCCAAGCAAAGUAAUCCUGGCAAAAUGUUCCUCAUUGUGGCCCCGCUGUCAGUGCUUUAUAACUGGAAAGAUGAACUGGACACAUGGGGUCACUUUCAAUGUGUGGUGGUCCACGGGCUGAGAAAAGAGGAGGAGCUGGCUCGCAUCAGGAAAGGACGAGUAGAGAUUGCUCUCACCACCUAUGAGACUCUUCGCCUCUGUCUGGAUCAGUUUAAUAAAAUAGACUGGUCUGCUGUGGUUGUGGAUGAGGCCCACAAGAUAAAAAAUCCAAACUCUCAGAUCACUCAAGCCAUGAAGGAGCUGAGAUGUAAGAUCAGAAUUGGUCUCACUGGCACCAUCUUACAGAACAACCUUGAGGAGUUAUGGUGUGUUAUGGAUUGGGCCGCACCAGGUUGUCUUGGCAACUUAGGGAAUUUCAAGAACAAGUUUUCAGAUCCCAUUGAGCAAGGGCAGAAGCAUAGUGCAACCAAACGUGCCUUAGCUACAGGACGGAAAACUGUCAAAGCCCUGGUGAGGAAGAUUUCUCAUUUGUUCUUCAGAAGGACUAAAGCUCUCAUCAAAGAACAACUGCCCAAGAAGGAUGACAGGGUGGUGUAUUGCUCUCUGACAGACUUCCAGCAGACUGUGUAUCAGGCAGUGCUGGACACUGAGGAUGUGAAGUUACUGCUGAGGUCCUCAGAGAAAUGCCAUUGUCAAAGUGGACGCACCCGCAGGGGCUGCUGCUAUAAGGCAAAUUCUGAAGGUGUUCAAAUGAAGCAGCUGUACUUUAGUUACCUAGCCAUAUUAAGGAAGGUUGCCAACCACACAGCUCUGCUUCAGUCUACUGCAGGCACCAGCAAGAAACAGGAGAAGUAUGUGAGUGCCGUUUGUACAAAGGUGUUCCAGAAAUUUCCAGACUUUGUGCAGAGAUGUAAAGAUGAAGCAUUUGAAGCCCUGUCAGACCCAAUGUACAGUGGAAAAAUGAAGGUUUUGCAAAAGCUGCUCAAACAUUAUCUGAAAAAGAGGGAUAAAGUCCUCAUUUUUUCUCUCUCGACCAAGCUGCUGGAUGUGCUGGAGAGCUACUGCAUGGCAGAGGGGCUGGACUUCAGCAGGCUGGACGGAUCCACCAAAUCCAAAGAGAGAGUUCAGAUUGUCAAAGACUUCAACAGCUCCACUCACAUCAACCUCUGCCUGGUUUCCACCAUGGCAGGUGGUCUUGGUCUUAACUUUGUAGGUGCCAAUGUAGUGGUGCUGUUUGACCCCACCUGGAACCCAGCCAACGACCUACAGGCUAUUGACAGGGCAUAUCGUAUUGGUCAGUGCAGAGAUGUGAAUGUUCUUCGGCUGAUCUCUUUGGGGACUGUAGAAGAGGUUAUCUACCUCCGACAAAUUUACAAACAGCAAUUGCAAUCCUCAGUUGUUGGGAAGGAGAGUGCCCGGCGGUAUUUUGAGGCAGUGCAGGGGCAUGGCGUCCAUAAGGGGGAACUGUUUGGGCUCAAAAACCUCUUCAGGCUGCAGACCCAGGGGACGUGCCUCACCCGCCAGGUUCUAGAGCGAGAAGGACAAGUAGAGGCCGGUGUAAUGACAACAAGCACACACAGAGGCGAAGAGAAGGAGGAGGAGACGAAGGGAGUUGGCGGACCUGGAGGUUCUUCACCUACAAUUUACCCUUUACCAAAUGACGUACCAACCAAGGUGAGCGGAGGUGCAUCAGUUGUUCUCAGAGGGGUACUGGACUUCAGCAGUGGGACUGAAGAGGAUGAGGAUAUGGAAGGGCUUAAGAAAAAGGCCUCAAAGCCAAGUGCAGAUGAUAGCAACAGGAGUGAGAAUGCUUCCGCUGGCCCUGGUCGAAUGAGUCUCCUCCAGCAUGGUUUUUCAAGCCUCCUUGAAAGGGUCAAACAAAAGCCAGAGUUAGCAGAUGGGGACAGUAGUUCAGGUGCCGAAGGGAGCUCUCUUGAAGAAAAAGCUGAGGAUCAGAAGACGGAGGAUACCUCCACUGGGAUCUGCAAGGGCUCCAAUACAGGAGAUGGUCCUGUCAGUCUCCCUAAAUUAGGAGCAACAACCUUUGACACAUCCAGCGGUUCAGACAGAAAACUGUUGAAAGAGGAUGAUUUUGCUGUGAGAGGGAAACAGGGCCAGAAACGGUGGAUAAAUGAAAAAAAUUCAAUUGAUGAAGAGAGUGAUGAAAACUCUUCCCCAGACAAAAAGAAAGGUAAUAUCCUCAGAACUACUGUUCCAAAAACACACUGCUUUGAAGGUUACUCAGAUGAAUCUGAAGAUUUGGAAUUGGAGGCAAAGAUGUGCUCCAAAAAAGAUGCUUCAAAUUCACAUGACAGGGGAGGAGAAAAGGGGAAACGAAAGCUGGACUGCAGCAAAAAGAAACAAAGUGUAAGGGACAAGGCAAGAUUGAAAUACUCAGAAGACAUAGAAACAUUCACAUCUUCAGAGGAUGAAAAUACAACUCCACAGAAAGAAAGAUCCAGAGCUAAACUGCAAAAACAUGGACAAAGAGCUGCAACAGAGAGACAAGCAGGAAAAGCUGUUUCAUUUACAAGUCUGAAAAGCCAGAAAUCUCCAGCAUCCAAAGACAUGAAUGGAACCAUUGACAGCAUGCUAGGUGGCGUGCAGGAGGUGGCGUACACCCACUCUAACCAACGUGUUGUGGGUGGGAGCAAAGCAGAAGAGCUGAUCAGUAGAGCUGCUGUACGAGACGUAUUUGAACGCAAAAUGUACUCACAGCUUCCAGCCAACGAGCUUCUAGGCACACAGGAGAGUCUUUUGGAGAGUGUACCAGACAGUCAUCCCUGCCCUACAACUGUCAGGCAGCAGAAGCCCAGUGUGGAACAUCCAGUCACCUUUACCAGAAAGAGUGUACACCACACCAGACACACCACCUUCAUCAUUGGAGAGACUCCCAAAGCCAUACGCAGGCAGCAGCUGGAGGAAAUGGCCGAAAAAUUUAAAUUUGCCUCAGUCCAUCAGUUUGCAGUUGAGAUUCUGAGCAGAGACUCAACCCAGAGAGUGGCCUGGCUACAAGAGUAUUACACUUCGCUAAACCACCCUGACCUGGCUAACACAGUCUCAAACAACUUCCCACAACCUGUUUCAAGUGCCACAAAAUGCCAUACGGGGACCAGAACCCCAAAACAGGAUGUGCCCAAAGCCACCAAAAAUGCAAAAUACACUCAGAAAAAUCCUGGAUCCAAAACUAAACCUGACAUGCCACAAGCCAAUGUUUCUGUGCUGCAGAAAAGGUCUGGAAUCCCACAAGAGGAUGUUCAAAAACCCCCCAAAAGGCAGAAGAUCUCACAGAAGAAUGUGCUAGAACCUCUCAGUGAUGUUCCAAGUCCUGAGUCAGAGGAGCAGGAGGAGACUGUCUACAGUGCCAGAGGACACAAGAGGACAAAGAAGGGUAGUGUUUCUAGUUCUGGAGCCUUCGGAGCUGGUGGUGGUCUUGGCGUGGAUCUGGCCAGCACCAGUGGUCUGGGGUCUGGGGAGGCUGCUGCUUUCCUGAACCACACAGACAGAGAUACCCCUUCUUCUUCGGACCUCAGCCAUGGCAGGUCCACCCUGGUGUCCAAACCCACAGCACCAGAAAGGGAGACAUUAUCUUUGAGAAUAACUGAAACUUUACGAGGGCGGAAAGAAAAUUCUGAGACCCCUUCUACCUCCAAUGAUCGCUCCUUCCUAACAGAUCUGAUAGGAGAUACCUCAAUCCUUGAUGACCUGCUAAAACCCAAAUCCAAAAGUGUACAACACAAAAACACCCCAAAAACACCCCCCACAUUGGCGCCAUCAGUAAACACAAGUUUUGCCACACCUUCCCUAUCCAGAAACCCUCCUGAUUCAAAUUCACGCACACAAUCUGCACAGCAGGUCAGUACACCAGUGCAGGCAUCAAAGGGUGGUUGCAAAGACUUCUGGGACAUCCUGAAUGAGGGCAACGAGGAGAGUAUCAACAGAUUAACAGACCCAGACGAAAUUCAGAGAGUUUGCAUCAACACUGACUUUGCUGCUAGAAGUAGGUUUAAGCAGAAGGAGAGCAAGAGUCUCUGGAAGACUAAUGAGAGGUUCCUGUGGAAAAAAUAAUACAGAAGAGACAUUACAUUGGACCAGAGUUGUUUUAGUUGUUUUAGUUUGAGGUCAAAAGGAUUUUUUUACUUGUUUUUAAUAUUUAGCCUAGGCUUUCCUACCUCCAAUUUUUUCAACAUAUUUUAUUUGAUGAUUUAAAAUUCCAUUUAUAUCUUUUUUAUUAAUGUACACUGAGUGAGUGAGUUACUGAGAGAGCGUUGAUUGCUACUUCAAUAAACAGGGUGUUAACCACUCUGGAAAUGUAAAA
This is a messenger RNA of Amphiprion ocellaris (clown anemonefish), 5127 nucleotides long. It is a transcript of the gene ercc6l2, whose product is annotated as excision repair cross-complementation group 6-like 2. The transcript has 20 exons. The record is from RefSeq and is a predicted model, not a curated record. Bases 270 to 4877 code for a protein of 1535 amino acids. NCBI's taxonomy places the organism in Eukaryota, Metazoa, Chordata, Actinopteri, Pomacentridae. Gene Ontology annotation, molecular function: ATP-dependent chromatin remodeler activity; ATP binding.